GGAGAGGAGAUCGACAGUAAACGCCUUUUUGUUAUACCUAUUUAAUAAAUUUUUAAGCAAAGUGUAAACAAUGUUGGUUAAUUUGCAAAGUGUACGUCAAUAUUUGAGCGAGCUACGAAAUUCUGGAGGAUUACAUAAAGACCAGGCCGAGAAAUAUCGUAAUGUAUUGAUGGAAAUCCUCAAAAACCCUGAAGGUGAACUAGCAGAAUGCUUGAAAGUAUUCGUAGAAGCAAUUGUAAAUGAAAAUGUAAGCCUAGUGAUAUCGCGUCAGCUCCUCACAGAUGUCAGUACACACUUAGCGUUGUUACCAGAUAAUGUCUCACAAGAAGUGUCCCAUUUUGCACUGGACGUGAUACAGCCUCGAGUGAUAUCUUUUGAGGAACAGGUAGCAAGCAUAAGACAGCAUCUAGCAGAUAUUUAUGAACGCAAUCAAAAUUGGAAAGAGGCAGCAAAUGUUCUUGUUGGUAUUCCAUUGGAGACGGGACAAAAACAAUAUUCUGUUGACUACAAACUCGAGACCUAUUUAAAGAUUGCUCGACUCUACUUAGAAGUUGAUGAUCCAGUGCAAGCUGAAGCAUUUGUAAAUAGAGCAUCUUUAUUACAAGCAGAAACAACUAAUGAGCAGCUUCAAAUAUACUACAAAGUUUGUUAUGCCAGAGUGUUAGAUUAUAGGAGGAAAUUUAUAGAAGCUGCACAAAGAUACAACGAGUUGUCAUAUCGCAAUAUCAUUCAUGAAGAUGAAAGAAUGACAUGUCUCAGGAAUGCACUUAUUUGCACAGUACUUGCUUCUGCAGGACAACAAAGAUCUCGAAUGUUAGCGACACUGUUCAAGGAUGAGCGUUGCCAACAAUUGCCAGCAUACUCCAUUUUAGAGAAGAUGUAUCUCGAUCGCAUCAUUCGUCGCUCAGAGCUACACGAAUUCGAAGCAUUAAUGCAAACUCACCAAAAGGCGUCGACCCCGGACGGCUCGACGAUCCUCGACCGCGCGGUGUUCGAGCACAACCUGCUGUCGGCCAGCAAGCUGUACAACAACAUCACGUUCGACGAGCUCGGCGCGCUGCUGGAGACGCCGCCCGCGCGCGCCGAGCGCAUCGCCUCGCACAUGAUCAGCGAGGGCCGCAUGAACGGCUACAUCGACCAGAUCAGCGCCGUCGUGCACUUCGAGACUCGAGAAAUUUUACCGCAGUGGGACAAGCAAAUUCAAAGCUUGUGCUAUCAAGUUAACAGCCUUAUUGAAAAAAUUGCUGCCGCAGAACCAGAGUGGAUGGCCAAGCUGAUGGAGGAAGAAAUGAUUCAGUAAAAACUAAUUGUAUAUUAUAUAAAAUAAAUAAUAAAAGAAACUCUUUACGUGUUCGAUUUCAAUUUAAGAUGAACAGUGGCUUUCAUUAUCAUUGUUUCGUUUAUUUCAAAUUAUAAACUUUGAUGUAUUUGUCUCAACUCAAAUUCAAUUUGUCUCAACAUAAAAGUUCUGUAUUCUUAAAGACUAGAAUUAAAGAAGUUAUCACCAGUUA
Messenger RNA from Melitaea cinxia (Glanville fritillary), 1511 nucleotides. RefSeq names its product COP9 signalosome complex subunit 4 (gene CSN4). Gene Ontology annotation, molecular function: protein binding. The record is from RefSeq and is a predicted model, not a curated record. The transcript is spliced from 9 exons. NCBI's taxonomy places the organism in Eukaryota, Metazoa, Arthropoda, Insecta, Lepidoptera, Nymphalidae. Gene Ontology annotation, cellular component: cytosol; COP9 signalosome. The coding region runs from base 71 to 1300 and encodes 409 amino acids.